GCAAAUCCUGUCUUUCCCCCCGCGUUCAGCAUAAGGGAGAAGAAGAUAAAAUAUAGAGAGGCUCUCCAAAAUCUUUUAUAGAGCUAAUUACCUGUUAUCACCUUCAAAUUAUUAGGAGGAUUUUAUAUAUUAUUAUUAUUUAUUAUUAUUCUGUCGUUUUCUCCAGCUCACAAUACAAUUUAUCAAGUCCUCUCUCUAUUCAGAUCUCCUUCUUUCCCUUCGUAUCGGUGAACCAUGUCGUACGCCUAUCUCUUCAAAUAUAUUAUCAUCGGUGAUACCGGAGUUGGAAAAUCAUGUCUUCUUUUGCAAUUUACGGACAAACGGUUUCAACCUGUCCAUGACCUGACGAUUGGGGUUGAAUUCGGGGCUCGAAUGAUUACAAUAGACAACAAACCAAUAAAACUACAGAUCUGGGACACGGCUGGUCAAGAAUCAUUCAGAUCCAUCACAAGGUCAUAUUACAGAGGUGCUGCUGGGGCAUUACUUGUUUAUGAUAUUACAAGGAGGGAAACAUUUAAUCACCUUGCUAGUUGGUUAGAAGAUGCAAGGCAGCAUGCAAAUGCAAACAUGACCAUAAUGCUGAUAGGAAACAAGUGUGAUCUGGCUCAUAGAAGGGCUGUAAGCACAGAAGAAGGUGAGCAGUUUGCCAAGGAACAUGGCUUGAUAUUUAUGGAGGCCUCUGCUAAAACAGCUCAGAAUGUUGAAGAGGCUUUUAUCAAAACAGCUUCAACAAUCUACAAGAAAAUACAGGAUGGUGUGUUUGAUGUCUCAAAUGAGUCCAAUGGAAUAAAAUUUGGAUAUGGAGGCAUUCCUGGACCGUCGGGUGGAAGAGAUGGAGCUGCUUCUCAAGGAGGGGGUUGUUGCAGUUGAAAGGCGAAAAUUAUUCUUCAAACUUGAUACAUGUUCUCAUCGUCUAUAUGCCAUCUUCACCGGUCCCUUUAUCUUAUCUUUCAGAGGCUUCGUUGAUUUGUU
Nicotiana tabacum (common tobacco) is the source of this 972-nucleotide messenger RNA. Its product is annotated as ras-related protein RABB1c. Gene Ontology annotation, molecular function: GTPase activity; GTP binding. NCBI's taxonomy places the organism in Eukaryota, Viridiplantae, Streptophyta, Magnoliopsida, Solanales, Solanaceae. The record is from RefSeq and is a predicted model, not a curated record.